Scutellospora calospora is the source of this 267-nucleotide messenger RNA. NCBI's taxonomy places the organism in Eukaryota, Fungi, Glomeromycota, Glomeromycetes, Diversisporales, Gigasporaceae. The record is from the annotation of a GenBank genome assembly.
AGAGAUACAAUUAGUAAUGAAUUAAGUGACAGUGAAGAAAUAACAGACUACAUAUCAGAAAAUCUUUUGUCUUUAAAAAAAAGCAAAAGAAAUACCAGAACAGUACUCAAAAAUCAAGAUUAUCAAGAAGAUCAAGAAUCUUCCUUAAAAUUUAUAUUGCAACAGCUCCAACACUUAGAAAAGGAACUCAUUAAUAUAUGCAGAAGUAGAAAUGAAAAUGCUAAUAUUUAUGAAAGCAAAAGUGAUGAAUUGUCUGCCAGAAGACAA